AUGGACCUAGACCUCCACGACCCCGACAACGACGCGCUCACGCGUUUCCCCAUCCCUCAACUCGCCGAAGACCUCAGCAACUACUACGCCUGGCAACACGCGCUCUACUUUCAUCUGCGCUACCACGGCGUCUUUUAUUUCAUCACCGGCCACGAACAAAGCCGCUGGGACUUGCGCUGGCAAUGUGGUGACGACGACGACGGGAAUCCGAAUCCGCCCACCAAGCACGACCGCAAGAACUACCAGCGUCGCAACAUGCAUGCCUACGCGAUCCUGUUUUCGAAAAUCGGAAAUAUCGUCCCGGCACUCCUGGCGGCUGGUUGGGAUGGCGAUAAGGAUUCGUUUGGGUUUCGGACGGAUUUGUUGUGGAAUCGAGUCCAGGAGCUGAGGCAGCGGGAGCAGCAGGACAGGGACAGGGACAGGGACAGGGCAGCUUCGCAUCUGGGUACCAAUCAUUCCAUGUCGUCGCGCGCGAUCAGUUUGACGGAUGAUGAGUAG
Neurospora tetrasperma FGSC 2508 is the source of this 498-nucleotide messenger RNA. RefSeq lists its product as uncharacterized. NCBI's taxonomy places the organism in Eukaryota, Fungi, Ascomycota, Sordariomycetes, Sordariales, Sordariaceae. The transcript has a single exon. The coding region runs from base 1 to 498 and encodes 165 amino acids. The record is from RefSeq and is a predicted model, not a curated record.